Phoenix dactylifera (date palm) is the source of this 2133-nucleotide messenger RNA. NCBI's taxonomy places the organism in Eukaryota, Viridiplantae, Streptophyta, Magnoliopsida, Arecales, Arecaceae. The record is from RefSeq and is a predicted model, not a curated record.
AGGAGGAGGCUGCAAUCGCAAACUGUUUAAUCCGAUGCAUCACAGCCGUUUAUCAUCAUCUCACCGCCGCCGCUUAUAUGUCAAGUGCCCCUGCCCGCUCUCCUCACAAAAUCCGGCCGCUUCUUUCUGCAAGGAGAUGCCUCCACCCAAGGACCUCCCGGGCUUCUACUUUGAUCCGGAGAAGAAUCGCUACUUCCCUAUCAAAGGUCCAAUACCGGGAGCAAAGCGUUCUUAUUCUUCGUCAUUGGGGCAAGCUUCUUGCCGUGAGCGCUCCGACCGAAAUCAGAAACAUCGAGCACAUUGGCCAGGCAACAGAAAGCAGAUAAAACCUCCUGAAUUGCUUCGUCUUAGGGAGAUACAUGGUAGACUUCUCUUCUCCAAAAAAUGUAGACACAACUUCGAACAAGAAUACCAAAAAUUUCAAGCUUCUUUUCCUGUGGUUUGGAAAUAUCAGAGGGCGGUUCCCAGUGCUGUUAGUGCGCUCGAACAAUUGCAUGGCGUCGUUCAAACACCAAGAGGUUUAGAGGAAACAAAGUUUUUAACAAUGGGCAAUAUGAUUGGUACAAUCAGGCUCUUUGAGAUUGGAAAUGUUGGGCGUUACUUUGAUUAUGGGCUUGAGUGCAAACCUGGUGCUGUUUGGCCUCCCUCAAGCAAACACGAAGCAGGGUGUGAUCAUGCAAUUCGGAGUAUUUGGCAUUUAACAGAAACCUUCUCAAGUUUUGACUCUGGUAUAUCUUGCAUAAGGAAGAUUGCCACGCAUUCAGAUGACCAGCAAGCACUUUGGAAUUUUGGAUCACUUGACAAUAUGAACAUGGUGACUGCUCUUGGGUCAGGACUGUCUCGUGGUUCGGUCUGCAUUCUAAAUCUCAGUGAACCUCUAGAUCUUAGUCUAGUUUCUUCCAGUCUAGCUAGCAGAAUUUCAAGGAUCGCUUCAUUUGAGAGCACGAUAUGGACUGCUGAUUGCAAUUCGAACCGGAAACAAGCAGUUAUUGGCACUAAUCUUGGAGCUGCUUUGAUAGAUUUAGAAACCAGAGGGUUGUCAUGGAUGUACCGUAGUAAAAGCAACAUAUUGUCACUACAAUUUGAUCAAUCGGGAAAUGUUGUUUUAUGUGGUCAUAGAAAUGGAGCAGUCAUUGCAGUUGAUAUUCGGGAGAGACAAAGAGGUUACUCUGACCUUUCAGCUGGACCUUCACCUAGAAUACCAGAUACUCACAGAACAGCUCAUGCUCAUCUAGCUAGGAAUGACAAAAGGUCUACAAAGUUUCAGGCACUUCAGCAUAGAGAAACCUCCAAUUCCUCAAAUGCUGUCUUCAUGUCCUCAGCCAUUUGCAGUUUGGUAGCACUUCAAUCAUAUGAUCAGUACUUCUUAGGGAGCUCCAUGGAUGGAUCUAUAAAACUAUUUGACUGCCGUCUUCUUCAAAGAGGAGCUGUCCAAUCAUAUGAGGGGCAUGUAAACAGCCACAGCCGCCUGCAGCUUGGAGUUAACCCAUCCGAAACGCUCGUUAUGUCAGGUGGAGAGGACCACUUUUUGCGUACUUGGAGCAUCAAGACCAGUGAACUAGUUUUUGAAGAAAAAUUCUCAAACUCUGUUCUUGCAACUAUUUGCUGGCCACGGAGCGGAAGCAACUCAUAUGGGGUUCGAGGAUCACUUAAACAACCAGAAUGCUACUCAGAAGGUUCAUACGAGCUAACCCAUAGUUGGGGGGCAUGGUUAGGAUCAGGUGAUGCGCUGCUUUAUGCGCAUGGCACUUGAUCUGUCCCCAAAACAUAUUCACAUCUGAGAAGUGCUGAUUGAAGAAAGGGAACGUCGCGGAUUACACACAAAUUAAGAAAGUUGGAUGAAGAUAUUUUGCAUCCUCUGAAGCUCACCUUCUUCCUUUUCCCUGUUGGUUCAGGUCUGCUCCUCUCCAAAAGUUCAGGAUUACAACUAUUGCUCUCAAAUGGCACUGCUGUGUUGUGAUGCGUCUGUAAAUAGCCAGUUUUGCCUCGAAUGUUGGCUACCUACUGCCAAAAUUUGCAUUCUAGUCAGCAGUCUCAUUAUGCUCUAACUCAAAAUAUUUAUGCAGUGUAUGUUUUUUUUAUUCUAAUUGAAAGUAACAACGAAAGAAAUGCUUUUCUUGAUGUUGCUGGCCA